This is a messenger RNA of Mixia osmundae IAM 14324, 252 nucleotides long. RefSeq lists its product as uncharacterized. The transcript is spliced from 2 exons. The record is from RefSeq and is a predicted model, not a curated record. NCBI's taxonomy places the organism in Eukaryota, Fungi, Basidiomycota, Mixiomycetes, Mixiales, Mixiaceae. Bases 1 to 252 code for a protein of 83 amino acids.
AUGGCGACACCACUCAUAGGCGCCGGAAGCCGACGCUCGGGAUCGUCAGAGCCUGCUGCGCGAGCACGCAAGUCUGUUUCUGCUUUUCGAUCCAUUGCUGUCGACCAACCAGAUCCUCACUUUGUUAGGUACCUGUCAGAGCCCGCCAAAAGGUCGUUACGAUCUUUGGCAGAGAUGCGUGAUAAGCAGGAAGAGACCAACAUCCCUUGUUCAGUGCGACUAGCUUGCCACACUUGUACGCUUUUGGGCUGA